Amphibalanus amphitrite is the source of this 3286-nucleotide messenger RNA. RefSeq names its product unconventional myosin-XVIIIa-like. Bases 313 to 2961 code for a protein of 882 amino acids. The transcript is spliced from 16 exons. Lineage: Eukaryota; Metazoa; Arthropoda; Thecostraca; Balanomorpha; Balanidae. The record is from RefSeq and is a predicted model, not a curated record.
AGCAGAACGCGAGCCUGCGGACCGACAGACCAUCCGGUACGGCUACUACAGGGGUGCGUUUGUUUGGCUCCGCGGCCUCCCGGCGCCUCGCCCGCUCCCCCACGCCGGUAUCAGCUCACCGCCUACACAAGUGUAAACAGAUCCGGCGACGCUGAGUCCUCAGCCGCUGCGGUGAGGGCCGGCCCGAUCUCGGGCUGCGGUGAAUCCCUCUGCGCCGCCGCCAGCUGGCCGUCGUCGGUCGACGUCAUCGACGAGCGACGCGUCUGCCUGGGAGCGGCCGGGCCGGGUCGGCGGCGGCGGCGGCGCGCCGCCAUGUGUGACGAGGGCGGGUGUCCGAGCGAGGCGGGCAGCUGUAGUGUCGGUGACCAGGGACCGGACGCCAUGCUGGACAUCUUGGAGGAGUUCCAGCGGCUGUACCGGGAGCGGAUGGCCCGGCUCGACAGUGACCCCACCUCACCUACAUAUGGCAAGGAUAGGAUGGAGCUUCUGGAAGACUGGAUUGACGAUCUGAACCAACAAAACCGUACCCUCGUGCAGACUGUCAAAGAGCUGGAAACAGAGGCUUCUCAGCGGUGUCAGAUGCUGGAGAGCCGGCUGGUGUCCACCACCUCCAGCACCAAGCAGUACAUGCUUCAGCUGCACCAGCUGCAGCGGCAGGUUCAGCAGCUGGUCUCGGGCCGCGCCCAGGCGCAGGAUCGGGCCGCCGAGCUGACGGCGCAGCUAGACGAGCAGCUGGCUGAGAACCAGCAGCUCCAGCGGCGGUUGGAGCUCGGCUCGGACGACCACCGCCCGGACCCGACCUCUCACAGGUGGCAGCACUGGGGCCCGAAUGACGUUAUCACCUCGCCAAGCUCCGAUCAGGCAAAUCGUGCCGAAGUUUCCGGACACCUAGAGAGGCUAAAGGCUGACCUAGAGCAGGCGCUGCAUGACAAAGACGACCUCCAGGAAGUACUGGAUAUCCGAAAGUGUGAACUUGAGGAGAGCCAAGCGGAGGUGGCCAGGCUCCGGUCGGAGGUCGGCCGACUCAGGGCCACGCUGGGGGUUCACCCGCCCGCCGCUGGCAGGCACCAGCAGGAGGCGCCUGCCGAAGUCCACCGGUUGCGGAAACACUGCCGUGACCUGGUCGACCAGCGCAACGAGGCGCUCGCCGAGCUCGCCCGCGUCAAGGUCACGCUGAUGGAGGCGAUGGAGAACCAGGUGACAGAGGCGAAGGAGGUGACGGCCGAGCGUGCCGAGGGCGAGCGGCUGAGCAGCACGCCGGCCGCUGUUGUGGAGGUACCGCCAUCUCCCCCUCCUCCGACCGUCAACCGACAGCCGAUCAAUUCGGCGGCCAGUCGCCGGCUCCAGGACCAGCUGGAGGAGCGGGACCAGCUGAUCAGUGAUCUGCAGGCGCACCUGGCCAGCGCCCGGAACGAGGUGGCGCUCAAGGACGAGACGCUGGCGCGGCUGGAGGGCAAACUGGAGACCACGCGACAGGAGCUGAGCGCGACUGGCGAGCGACUCGCCGGGGCAGAAGGCGAGCGGGCAGCGCUCACCCAGCAGAACCAGAUACUCGCCAACCAGGUACGUGAGCUGCAGCUGCGGGCUGAGGAAGCCAGCGCCGUAUCACGCCGACUCGAGUCCGAGGCCGACCAGCAGAUGGCGCAGAUCACAGAUCUGCAGGAGCGGCUGCUGGCCUCAGAGACCAGCGGCAAACAGCUCACCGCCAGCUGCGUGGAAAAAGACGUCCAGAUCGGCCAGCAGUGGACCACCAUCAGCUCGCUGCGGGAGGCGCUGCUCGAGUCCAAGCAGCAGCUGGAGCAGCUGCAGCCGGCCGCCGGCUCGUCCUUCUUCGGCGGCCUGCUGGGCAGCGCGAGCCCGCCGGGCCGUGACGCCCGCCGCCAGCCGCUGACAUCCCAUAACCAGCCACAGCAGCAGACAGUCAGUCGUCAGUCUCCCAGUAAACCCUGGCAGCGGAACGCAGAGUCUCGGAGACUGACGGAGCUCGGCUCGCAGAUAGACAGACUGAUCAUGGAAAAACAACACCAGCACUCCAUGAUUCGUGACCUGCGUUCUGACCUGGCCGCCUCUGGUGGCGGUGACGGGUCAGGGGCGACUCAGCGCAGCAGUACGGAGCAGCGAGGGAACACAGCUCCCUUCACUAGCGACCCACCCGAGCAGAGGGACCGGCACAGCCCACAGACCGAGCAGCCGGCAGCCGACCCGUCCGGCCGCCUUCAGGCCCAGCUCGCCGAGACGCGCGCCCAGCUGGCAGAGACGCUGGCCGGUCAGGAGCACGUGCACGCGCAGGCCGACCUCAUCGUGGAGCUGGUGUCCGGCUGGGUAACCGAAUGGCGCGCAGAGAACGGCCGGCUGACGAGACGGGUCGACCAGCAGGCCGACACCAUCGCCGCCCUGCAGACGGAGAACAGGCACCUGUCGGACCAGCUGUCGGCGCUGCUCGGCCGGGCGUCGGGCUCACUACCGGUCACAGCAGCCGAGCUCUAUCCGCUGGCGUUCGAUGACCGGCGGCCACACCCAACCACGCUGCCGGGUGGCUGCGGCGGACACCGGUGCCGCGAGCACAGGGGAGGUCCUCAGUCCUUUACACGAGACUUUGAAGGAGUUCAGUUCUUCACAAGGAGCAACGAGGGCCCUCCGUCGUUCCUCCGGAGUCAAAACCAAGGCCCUCCAUCCUUCCGCGACCACGAGGGCCCCCAGUCCUUCAACCGGGACCAUAACGAAGUUCAGCCACCAACGAACAAGCAGAUGGAGGGUACCAGCUAUGCCAGGUGCAUGAUGCCCCAGCCGGAGACCCGAGCCGAUCUCUCCCGAAGGCUGUGCGCCGACGCCGGCUGCCAGGCGCCGCGUGCCGACCAGGUGCCCACGCGGGACGGAGCUGGAGCCGACCACCGGCGCACGGGUGGUCUGAUCGGAGAGGACGACCGACACGGGCCGGGCGUCUGGCGAGCGGAGACUUAGGCGGCCAGAGGGAGAGAGGAGGGAGGAGAGGGGAGGGAAAAGAGUGGAAGGGAGCAAUGACAUUUACCAAAGAUAGCGUGAACAGACCAUUACGCAGUUCAUGUCAUUCGUGCUUUUGUCAAUCAGGUAGAACGAGGGAGCGUCAAAUAAUUUGUGCUGGCAAUAUAACUAAGUACUUUUAAAGGGGGUUUAAUGACUUGCUAAGCCACUGAAAAAGUACGUCAUAGCGAGCUUUAGGUUGUGGUGAGCCGGUGACGCUGGUUCUUCAUCACCAGACUUCUGUAGGUAUGUACUUUUAUACAACACGCAUAAUAUACGAUACCAA